This is a messenger RNA of Megalops cyprinoides (Indo-Pacific tarpon), 2681 nucleotides long. RefSeq names its product MICOS complex subunit MIC27-like. NCBI's taxonomy places the organism in Eukaryota, Metazoa, Chordata, Actinopteri, Elopiformes, Megalopidae. Gene Ontology annotation, biological process: cristae formation. The transcript has 10 exons. The coding region runs from base 29 to 1552 and encodes 507 amino acids. The record is from RefSeq and is a predicted model, not a curated record. Gene Ontology annotation, cellular component: MICOS complex.
UACGUUAGAGUGGUGGGAGGGACCCGUCAUGGCUGCCAAGACAGUGAAACUGGCAGCUUUGCCAGCCGCUCUGGGGUUUGCAUCUGUUCGAGUGUAUGCCUUGACUGAAAUAAAGGCAGAGGAGCUGCUCUCACCCCAAGAGCUGUCGGUCUACACUCCCCUGCCCCGGCAACUGCAUUAUGUGGAGGAGGACCCUGGGCUGCUACAGAGGGGGCUGGGCGUGGCGCGGGUCGGCCUGCUGCCCUACGUCCGGGCCGUCAAGAGAGCUUGUGUUACCAUCAAAAUAGGAGCUGUAAAUCUAUAUCAUGCUGGAGUAGAUACGUAUGAGUUCCUUAAAGAUCCACCCCCAGGUUUUCUUCCCAGGGUUAGCGUCAUUACUGUGUCUGGAUUGGCUGGCCUGAUCCUAGCAAGGAGAGGGUCCCGAAUGAAGAGGAUCGGGGUGCCUCUGGGACUGGCCACCAUGGGAACGGCCGUGUGCUACCCUGCCCAGACCGUGGGGGUGCUGAAGCUGUCAGGGAAGAAGGCUUACUCUGCCACUCAGUGGGCCAGCUCCUCUGUGACCUCGCUGUGGAAAUCGAGUCCUGCUCCACCCGCCAGCCCUGAGUCAGUGCCGGCGCCAGCCUCUGAGCCCGAGGCGACGCCACCGAAACCUGUCCCUGAAGCAGAUUCAGCCCCUCCCCCUGUGGAUGAACCCGUCUCUUCGCCGCUUCCCGAAGCAGCGUCUGCGGAGGAGACGCUCUCUGUCCCUGUCCCUGUCCCAGAGGGGGACGCUGCCACAGCUGAGGAGCCAGCCCCCCUGCUUGCCAGUGAGGCCCAGUCCACAGCUGCUCCUGUAGAGGACAGCGUGCCGGAGCCUGUCCCUGCAGCAGAGCCCACCUCUCAACCUGCUGCUCCAGAGCCCGUUCCUGCAGAAUCACAAGCAGGGUCGCCCCCUGCAGUCAUCCUGAGUGUAGACACGCCGGCAGAGCAAAGUGCUCCUCCCGCUGACCUGCACUCUGCGCCUGCUCCUUCUGUUGAUGCUGCCUCCUCGCCCCCUGUAGAGGAGGACGUCCCUCUAGCCCUUCCCCUUGUAGAUCUUUCUGCCCCACCGGUUCUCCCCCUUGCAGAGGAGGCUGCCCCACUGGCUUCUCCUGCUACAGAUGAGAUUUCCCUACUUGCUUCUCCCCCAACUGAGGAAACCAUACCAUCGGCCCCUACCCCUGCAGAGGGGAGUGUUCCUGUGGCCCCUCCUACUACAGGAGAGACCUCCCCUCUCCUAGCUGCUGAUAACCUUGCCCCAGCCUCAGCUAAUGUAGAGGAGUCUGCUUCCCCGCCCAUCGCUGCAGGCUCCGCCCCUGCUCCUGUAGAGGAGCCCGCUUCCCUGCUUAACGCUGCAGACUCCGCCCCUGCUCCUGCAGAGGAGCCCGCUUCCACACUUCCUGCUGCUGAUCCCGCCUCUCUGGAGCCUGCCGCUGAGGUUCCAGAGAAGCCCCGGUUCGCCCCUGAUCCGAAGCUGAUGGACCACGGCCAGUCCAACCCAGAGGAUGCUGACCUCUACAGCACACGCAGCUGAGCAGCAGGAUGGGAAGGGAAGGGAAGAGGGAGGGAGGGAUUGUGGGUACACUACCGUUUAGUGGAGGUGGAGUCCAGGGUUCCGUCGCACAGUAGUGUGGUGCAUCCAAUACUCUGAUACGCUGCAGGUGCCUAGGUGUAUAACCCUUGUGCUUUAUCCAGAGAGUCAUGUGACUUCAGAUUCCUGCUCCUCCCAGUGUUGUCUGUGAAGGAGGUGCCUGCAGUCCAGUACACACAAAAAGGGGAACAAGCUUCCGUGCAGCAGAACCGUGACAUCAUUUUCCUCACUGUCACCCCAGAGUAAUCACUGCAUUUGGGAAGCCGGCUAGAAAACCAAUUUCUCCACUCUGACAAUUGGUCAGUCUCGUAAGCAGAACAUUCUCAUAGUCAUUCCAGGAUUACUUCAUUUCAUUGAGAAAAUACCCAAACUCAUUGCUAAUUCACUUUGCUGUUGGGCUAAUUUCAAUACAGUCAGGAUAAAUAUCAAUAAUCUAUGCAAUAUUUCAACACAAAAUGGAAACGGUAUGGGAACCAGCUGUGAUAAUAUCGAAGAAAGUAUUUCAGCUGUCAAAAAAAAAUUUUAGAAUCGAAAGUGCUGGUUUUUCUCUGUCUGAGGUGUCUUUUCUUCACAUUCAGUUUUGGAACAAGGACAACAUGGGGUUUGAAUAUGAGGUGAGGGGCUGUAUGGGGUUCUGUCUGCUGUCAAGUGUACAUGCACAUGUACCAUCCAUUCUACUUUCUGCAACAACGCCCUUGUGAAACAGUAGUGUGCAAGCAGUUUGGCCGUAAUACGUCAUUGUGAAUCAUUUGAAUGCUAAAUGGAUUCCCGCGAUACGUCUUUUGUUAAUUUUUGAUGAAGGAACUCACAGUACGUGCAUUUUUGAGCAGGCACCCUGUGCUCUUGAACUACCGGGCAAGACAUGGGACUUCAUGAAUUUUAAUUUAUAUUGUCAGAAUUGCGCACAUAAAUUAGCAUACAUGAGAUCUCUAUUGUGUACAGUAUGUCAUUUCAUACUUUAAUUUGUAGCAAGUCUGUUUAUUUUAAUGUAAUGUAAAUUUAGUAUUCAAUUGGGUCAUAAAUUAUGUGUUUAUGUGCAGUGCCCUUAAAAAGGCUAGAGGGUGCCAUGAAU